This is a messenger RNA of Lobosporangium transversale, 2318 nucleotides long. RefSeq names its product tryptophan synthase beta subunit-like PLP-dependent enzyme. The record is from RefSeq and is a predicted model, not a curated record. NCBI's taxonomy places the organism in Eukaryota, Fungi, Mortierellomycota, Mortierellomycetes, Mortierellales, Mortierellaceae. Gene Ontology annotation, molecular function: tryptophan synthase activity. Bases 84 to 2168 code for a protein of 694 amino acids. Gene Ontology annotation, cellular component: cytoplasm. The transcript has 7 exons. Gene Ontology annotation, biological process: L-tryptophan biosynthetic process.
ACACCGUAUUUAUACUCUUUGCUUCCUUCCAACCUCCUCCUCAAACACACUUCUCGACCUUCCACUCAUCAAACACAAUCAUAAUGUCUGCACAUCUGCGUCAAGUCUUUAGUGAUUGCAAAGACCAAAAGCGUCCUGCUUUUGUAGCAUUCAUCACUGCUGGAUAUCCACACCCUAGUGAAACGGUUGAUAUCAUGCUCGCAAUGGAGAGAGGUGGUGUAGAUAUCAUUGAGCUUGGUGUUCCAUUCACCGAUCCGCUCGCUGAUGGCCCCACUAUUCAGGAGUCUAGUCAGGUUGCUUUGGGACAUAAAGUCGAUAUCCCAAUGUGUUUGAACAUGGUCAGGGAAGCAAGAGCCAAAGGCUUGAAGACCCCUAUUGUCUUCAUGGGAUAUUACAAUCCUAUUCGUUGCUAUGGUGAAGAGAGGAUUGUACGGGACUGCAAAGAUGUUGGUGUUAAUGGUUUCAUUGUUGUCGAAUUACCUCCUGAGGAGAGUGCUAUCUUCCGUGGCUAUUGUAAACAAUACGGUUUGUCAUAUGUACCUCUGGUUGCUCCUUCCACAUCCGACACACGUAUUGGCCAUCUGGUCCAGGUAGCAGACAGCUUCAUCUACGUUCUCUCCAAGCUCGGAGUCACUGGUGCCUCUGCCACUGUUAAUUCCGAACUCCCAAACCUUGUCUCGCGCAUUCGCCGUCACACCAAUAUGCCAUUGGCUGUCGGAUUUGGUGUUUCUAACCGAGAGCAGUUCCAUACUGUUGGAACCUAUGCCGAUGGCGUUGUUAUUGGAAGUAAAAUCGUCACAGUUCUCCGCGACUCAGCUCCGGGAACUGGUGCAGAUGCUGUAUAUAACUAUGUUAAGGAUGUGUGUGAUCGCACUGGUGCACCUGAUCGACAAAUUGUCCAUGAAGAAUCUCAUCUUCCACUCAAUUAUACUCACUCUCACUUGUUAGACCCUCGCUUUGGAGAAUUUGGUGGGCAGUAUGUCCCUGAAGCCCUGGUUGAUUGUUUAAGUGAGUUAGAGGCCGCAUAUGUUGAGGCCAAGAAAGAUCCAUCUUUCUGGGAGGAAUUCAGGUCUUACUAUCCAUACAUAGGUAGACGCUCAAACCUGACGCUCGCUGAUCGAUUAACUGAGAAGAUUGGAGGCGCAAGAAUCUGGUUGAAGCGUGAGGAUUUGAACCAUACUGGAUCACACAAGAUCAACAAUACUAUUGGGCAGAUCUUGUUGGCUAAGAGACUGGGAAAGAAGAGAAUCAUUGCAGAGACUGGUGCUGGUCAGCAUGGUGUCGCCACCGCAACUGUAUGCGCCAAGUUUGGUUUGGAGUGUGUCGUAUAUAUGGGUGCUGAUGAUUGUCGACGCCAAGCCCUGAACGUCUUCAGAAUGCGCAUCUUGGGCGCCACAGUCAUUCCUGUCUCUUCUGGUGCAAAGACCCUCAAAGAUGCCAUCAACGAGGCAAUGAGAGACUGGGUCUCCAACGUCACCAGCACACACUACUUGGUCGGCUCUGCCAUCGGACCCCAUCCUUUCCCUACCAUUGUGCGUGAUUUCCAAUCUGUUAUUGGUACUGAAGCAAGAGAGCAAAUGCUGGAACAGGCUGGUCGCUUACCUGAUGCUGUCGUUGCUUGUGUUGGAGGGGGCAGCAACGCUAUUGGUCUUUUCUACCCCUUUAUUGAGGACAAGACUGUUCAGAUGAUUGGUGCUGAAGCUGGUGGGUCUGGCACUCAUACUGAAGAACAUUCUGCUACUUUGGCUGCUGGAACCGUUGGUGUCUUCCACGGAACUAGAACCUACUUGCUUCAAGACGAUACUACCGGUCAGAUCAAGGAAACACACUCGAUCUCUGCAGGUCUGGACUACCCUGGUGUCGGACCUGAACACGCUUGGUUGAAGGACACUGGCCGAGCCAAGUACAUCCCUGUGGACGAUAGCCAAUGUUUGAUCGGAUUCCGCUAUCUCUGCCAGACAGAAGGAAUUAUCCCUGCACUUGAGUCAUCCCAUGCACUCUAUGCUGCCAUUGAGACUGCUAAGGAGCUGGGCCCCGGCAAGGAUGUCCUUGUUACUGUGUCGGGACGUGGCGAUAAGGAUGUCGAGUCUGUUGCCAAAGCUCUUCCAAAGCUAGGACCCAUCAUUGGAUGGAACCUUGAACUUCCAAAGAUCUCUGAUAAUUAUUAAAAUUUUGGUAUUGUGGCGCAGCUAUGCACGUGACAAUACGAUUAGAACGCGUAGUUUGUUGUGGCACGAUCAUUAAGUCUUGGGAAUAAUUUUAAUUGUCGCGUCGAUGAGCUCUUUAGCAAAUAUGUGUAAUCAAAUAUGAUCAAAAAG